Molecule: messenger RNA, 1422 nt
Organism: Centropristis striata (black sea bass)
Lineage: Eukaryota; Metazoa; Chordata; Actinopteri; Perciformes; Serranidae
Gene: fosl1a
Product: FOS like 1, AP-1 transcription factor subunit a
Exons: 4
Coding region: 220-1254 (344 amino acids)
Biological process (GO): regulation of transcription by RNA polymerase II
Cellular component (GO): nucleus
Molecular function (GO): DNA-binding transcription factor activity, RNA polymerase II-specific; RNA polymerase II cis-regulatory region sequence-specific DNA binding
Source: RefSeq, a predicted model, not a curated record
GUUGUUUUCGGAAGUUAUAAGGCGAUUUUGAAAAAAGCGAGGCGACAUUUCCUUCCUUGUUCCCCCUUCUUAACGUGCCCGUUUGGACUCUACCGACUUACCGCAAUAAGGUGGGCUUACCCAGAGUUUGAAUUGAUUCAACCUGAAAGUACUUUCGUGAGACCUGAAGGCUUCGCAGCCACAGCUGGACCCAAUUUUCAUUUCGUAUAAACAGAAAGGAUGUAUCGAAACUUUGCAAGUCAAGAGAGAGGCAACCCGGCGUACACAGGCAGCGUCUCUGGGUCAAACACCCAGGGAAGCACCAGCACCUCGACUACACAGCAGGAGCAGAAGUUUACAAUGGCAGGCAGCAGUCAGUUCGUACCAAGCCUCAAUGCCAUCACAAGCAACCAGGACCUCCAGUGGAUGGUCCAGCCCUCCCUCAUGCAUACACCAGGCCCUUCACGAUCUCCAGUACCUCCCUACCCGUCCCUCUCAGGGGCACGGCCUCUGGGUCAACCGCUCUCCCACUCCCAUUUUCUCAGACCAGGGGUCAUAAGAGCAGCUGCAAACACCACUGGACCGACAAGGCGCAGGAACGAUGAACAUUUAUCCCACGAAGAGAUGGAGAGACGUAAAGUAAGAAGGGAGCGGAAUAAACUGGCAGCAGCAAAAUGUCGCAAUCGCCGUAGGGAGCUGACAGACACACUGCAGAAGGAAACUGAGCAGCUGGAGGAUGAAAAGUCCACUUUGCAGAAGGAAAUAGCUGCAUUACAAAAGGAGAAAGACAAGCUGGAGCUGGUCCUGGAGGCCCACCGCCCCAUUUGUAAAAUAGAGGACUCUGAUUCAGAUUCAGACCUGAGUCCACCAACUUCCUCUUUGGGAGGCAUCAAACUGGAGCCACAGGACUUCAGCAGACCCGGGCCCUCGACCAAACUUCUAGUAAAGAUGGAGAAGCCGAAACCAAAGAUAACCAUAUCCACCAAGAGUGUGACAUCAGCCGCCUCCACUGUCACCACUGAAUCAGAGUCUCUGCACACCCCGGUUCUCACAUCUACUCCCUCUCUCACACCCUUCACAGCCGGCAUGGUUUUCACCUAUCCCUCCGCUGCUAUGGACACCAGCGCCUCCAUCACAUCCCACGCUACAUCACAUCAGGGACACGUCCACCAUUCUCAUGCCCCACAGCCCUGUGGGGUAGCUCAUCGCCGCAGCAGCAGCAGCGGAGACCAAUCGGAUCACUCCCUGCACUCCCCGACCAUCCUCACUCUGUGAUUGACGGCUGUGUCAUCCUGGCAAAACACUAACGUUCAGUUCAUCAUGUGUGGAAAAAGGAUCUCUGGGAAACAUGAGGGAAUAAAAAAAUGAUGAUUGUGAUAAGCAUUUCAAAAGGAGCUGCGUGCAGCUGCUUAAUUUCUUCAGAUUCUUCACUUAGAUAUUAGG